CUGAAACCGUUUUAAAAUGGAUUGGAAUCGAGAAAUUCAAAUUAAUAUCGCACCAAGCAGCGGAAAAUGAUUUUUCCAACUCUUUUGCUCGUAUUUUUGGUAAACGUGUGCAGUCGUCCCGUUGAAGCGGACAUCUGUGAAUCCAAAGCAAAAAUAGUAUGUUAUUUUGCCAGCUGGGCCAUCUACAGGGACGAAGAUGGCAUGUUUGACACCAAUAAUAUAGAUCCAACUUUGUGUACUGAUAUUAUCUAUAGUUUUGCUGGGUUGGACAUAAACCUACAGAUUGCAUCGUUGGAUACGAAUGCUGACAUCAAUCGAGGUGGUCUCAGUAACAUAACAGCAUUAAAAGAAAACAACCCUUGUGUCAAGAUAUCCCUCGCUGUUGGAGGAUGGGGCGAAGGCUCUAUAAAAUACUCUGUGAUGGCAUCUUCGCAAGAUUACAGGGACAAAUUUGCCGACAGCGUUUUGAAAUUUAUCACGUAUUACAAUUUCGACGGCAUAGACUUGGAUUGGGAAUAUCCAACCAGCAGAGGAGGCAUUGCAGAAGAUAAAGAUAAUUUCGUUGUUCUACUAAAAACGGUCAAAGAAAAAAUUAGUCCUUGGGGAUUCCAGUUAUCUAUCGCUGUCGGCGCUGAAACUAUCUAUUAUAACAUUCCAGAAAUCUACAAAUACGUUGACUACAUCCAUAUUAUGGGUUAUGAUCUCAUCCAAAGCACAUCAAAUGUCACAGGAUUGAGUGCCCCAUUUACACCAAUUAAAGCUUCUAUAAACGCCUGGUUAGAAGGAGGUACACCAGCAUCAAAACUGAUACUCGGAGUACCUGCAUAUGGCCAUUGCUUCAACUUGCUUGAUGCCAGCGAUCACGAGAUUGGUUCUGCAACAACAACGAACACUUGUGGUGGAGCCUACACUGAUGAAAAUGGUUUCUUGGCAUAUUAUGAGAUUCUACUGUUGUUAAAGAAUGGAUAUUGCGAUGGAACUGAAGUUAGUGACGAUACUGUGUACUCGUGGUGUGGAGAUGAGUGGCUUACCUAUGAUAACGAGGAGACUGUAGCCACUAAAACUCAAUAUGUCUUAGACCAGAGUUUAGGGGGAGUGAUGGUAUGGUCCCUUGACACUGACGACUUUCUUGGUUUGUAUGGCAACAAACACGCUAUAGUCAGCACUAUAUACAAUACCAUAAAUUCAGAUGCUUCGUUGUUUCUUGAAAACUACGAUUAAAUUAAAAAUAAAGUUGUUAUUUAAAAAA
Messenger RNA from Sitophilus oryzae (rice weevil), 1249 nucleotides. RefSeq names its product acidic mammalian chitinase-like. Bases 67 to 1221 code for a protein of 384 amino acids. NCBI's taxonomy places the organism in Eukaryota, Metazoa, Arthropoda, Insecta, Coleoptera, Curculionidae. The transcript has 8 exons. Gene Ontology annotation, molecular function: chitinase activity; chitin binding. Gene Ontology annotation, cellular component: extracellular region. Gene Ontology annotation, biological process: carbohydrate metabolic process; chitin catabolic process. The record is from RefSeq and is a predicted model, not a curated record.